Medicago truncatula (barrel medic) is the source of this 1141-nucleotide messenger RNA. RefSeq names its product probable WRKY transcription factor 49. NCBI's taxonomy places the organism in Eukaryota, Viridiplantae, Streptophyta, Magnoliopsida, Fabales, Fabaceae. The record is from RefSeq and is a predicted model, not a curated record. Gene Ontology annotation, molecular function: sequence-specific DNA binding; DNA-binding transcription factor activity. Gene Ontology annotation, biological process: regulation of DNA-templated transcription. The coding region runs from base 128 to 1081 and encodes 317 amino acids. The transcript has 3 exons.
GUAUUGCAUAACAACCACCUCUUCAUAUAUCUACUCCACUCUUUCAUAUCUCAUUAGCCUAUUAUAUCUUUACUUCACCUAAAUUCAUAUUUCAAUUAUACUAUUUUCUCUUUAAAGCCUAAUAAAUAUGAUUGACUCAUCCAUGUCAAAGACAAUGAUGGAGAAAAUAAUGUCUUCUAAUUGGUCAGAGAAUGAUGAACUUUUAAGAGAGCUUUUAGUUGAUGAGUCUCCUCUUCUUAUGUUGCCACAUGAGAGAGUAUCUGAAGUAGCCAAUUUAAGUCAUGAUUCUUCAAAAGACCAAGCUUUUAAUAGGUUCAUUUCAAAUAUUUAUUCAGGUCCUACCAUUUCAGAUAUUGAAAAUGCUUUGUUAGUUACUAACCAUAGUAACCAAUUUCAACAAAUUUCAUCAACAAGAGUUUCAAUAUUAGAAAGGAGUUUGAGUAAGAUUGAGAAUAAGUAUACUUUGAAAAUCAAAUGCUUUGGCAAUGGGUUGGGUGAUGAUGGAUAUAGGUGGAGGAAGUAUGGUCAGAAAUCCAUCAAGAAUAGCCCAAAUCCUAGGAGUUACUAUAGAUGCACCAACCCAAGGUGUGGAGCUAAGAAGCAGGUUGAGAGAUCCAAUGAGGACCCUGACACUCUCAUAAUCACUUAUGAAGGACUCCACUUACACUUUGCUUACCCUUAUUUCAUAGUGGGUCAAUCACAUCAAUCUCAAUCUCAUCCACCAAUGAAGAAGUCCAAGGCUACCUCUUCACAAGGACCAACCCAAGAACAUAAAGCAAGUGAAGUUCAUGAAGGCCAGAAUAUACAAGAAGUUCAUGAAACUCAAUCUAGAACUUCUUUGGGACUCAUUUCGUCCGUUUUAUUGGACCGCACGCAAGAUACGGUCCAAGAAAAUUUCGGCUCAGAAGGUUUGCUUGAAGAUAUGGUCCCGUUCAUGGUUAGAAACCCUACAAACAAUGUUGAUGGUGAUGAUUACUCAAAAUUUUCCUUCUCCUCACACCUUUCUCCUCCAGCAUCAUGGACUUCUGGUUUUUCCACUUCCACCUCUUGUUAUGCAGUUGGCUUAAAUCCUAGUGUUUAAAUUAUUAAUAUGUAUAUGUAAAGAUUUAGAAACUCAAUAAAUUCUAGGAGGUUGUUACAA